This is a messenger RNA of Struthio camelus australis, 2166 nucleotides long. The record is from RefSeq and is a predicted model, not a curated record. Lineage: Eukaryota; Metazoa; Chordata; Aves; Struthioniformes; Struthionidae.
AUGGAAGACGGAUCAGAGAAUAUGGGCAAGGGUGAUGUGCCCGUGAAGGUCGGGGAAGAAUCUUUUACGUUUUACCUGUGGUGCUCUCAGUUUGAGGUAGAUCUGUAUCAAAAUGAGUCAGCCUGUCAGACUCCCCUGGACUGGCAGUACCAUGAGGAGAUCCUGAAACAGGAGAAGGCUGGAGGUCGGAAGAACUAUCGCAUCUUCACCUACACUGAUCAUGACCGAUUCACCAACCUGGAAGAGCACUGCCAGAAGGUUACUGACUCAGUUCAUGAGGUGCCAUCGUAUCUGGCAGAGAGGAUGGCCACUGUGAGGAGGAGAAGACAAGACCGUAGGCCAAUAGAAGGGAGUUCUCUGAAGUCGAAAGUCAUCACUUGGGAGCCCUCGGAAGAAUUUAUAAAGAACAAUCAUGUGAUUAACACUCCUAUUCAGACCAUGUACAUCAUGGGGGACUUGGGACCUUAUGGAAAGCUUGGUCACAGGGAAUAUGAACAUGUUCUUUGUACAAUCAAGGUAGACAGCAAUGGUGUGAUCACAGUGAAGCCUGACUUUACUGGCACAAAAGGAGCCUACCGGAUUGAGCUGGAUGGAGAGAAGCGAGAGCUGUGGAAAUACACCAUUGAGAAUGCGUCUGUCCAAGUGCAGCAGGAGGAGGAGGAACGGGAGCAGCGUGUGUUUAGAGAUCUGUAUAGUCGGCACAAAGAAUACCUCAGAGGUCUUGUAGGCUCAGAAUUUGAAAUGACUCUUCCUGGUACGCUACGGCUGUUUGUGAAUGGAGAAGUAGUUUCAGCCCAAGGCUAUGAGUAUGACAACCUCUAUGUUCAUUUCUUCCUGGAGCUGCCUAAAGGCUGGUCAAGCCCGGCAUUCCAGCAGCUCUCAGGAGUGACACAGACCUGUGCCACCAAGACAGUGGGCUGGGAUAAUGUGGCAUACUUCUGCUACCCCUUCACUUUGGAGGUGUUUUUCACCCAAGAAGAUGAAUCAGAAGACUCUCUUCCUCAGUGGCCUGUUCUUUACUUUGAGGUUCUAUCCCUGGAUUUCUGGCAGAGGUAUCGUGUUGAAGGAUAUGGCUCUUUGGUGUUGCCAACCUCUCCAGGUCUCCACAUGCUUACCAUCCCUACCUGGCGCCCUGUGGAGUUAGGGACAGUCUCUGAGCUGAGAAGAUUUUUCAUUGGUGGAUCUCCUGAGCUGGAGGACUUAACUUAUGUCAGGAUACCAACAACCUUCAAGGGAGAACGUCUGAGCCGCUUUGGCUUUCGCACAAAGACAACAGGGAGCGUCACGUUCCGGCUUCACUGCCUGCAGCAGUCUAGAGCUUUUCUGGAAACCAGUGCCUUGAGACAGCGCAUGCAGAGUGUAUUGGACUGGCUUGGAGGCUUCAGUCAGCAGAGCUCUGUCUACAGUGUUUUGGAGGCUUUCCAGAGGGCACGGCGCCGGAUGCAGGAAGCACGUGAAAGCCUUCCCCAAGACCUCAUAAGCACCUCUGCCUCCACUGUGCACCAAGCACAAGAACCAUGAUCCACUACCUUGACUGCCUCCAGCCUGGGAGCGCUCAGCAGCUUCUCUCUACUAGAAGGACAAGAGGAGUCACAGUGCUGGUGCCUGGAGGCUUUUCAAGCCCUUCCUUGGCCAUUUUCCCUGGAUGGAGGAAGGAGUCUGUAACACAUGCAGCCCCAGAAUCUUUGCUUUUCCACGGAUACCUGUGGAAGGACCCCCAUUUUUUCAAGGCAUUUGGUUGCCAUGCCAUAAUGAUACAGAUAGUUGUUGACACUUUUGCUGAGCGGACUAAAACACCAAACAUUGGACCUGUGAACCCUUUAACACCUUUUCAAAUAUUCAAUAGUAAGUGAUAAAAAUCUGAAGUCUACAAUGACUUGGUAAAUUUGCUUUUCUUCUUAAAGAAGAGACUGAUGUUGAAGGUCAAGGCAUGAAUGCUAUUUGGGAUUUAAUGAAACGAGUAGGUAACUUCUUGAGAAAUGCUGAUAAUAGUUGUUGGCAUUUGUAGAUACAGGUCAGUCAUCAGUAAAAUGCAUCUAUCCACCUGUGCCUUAAGAUUGACUCAUUUCCAGACAGAAGAACUCUGCCACUGUGUAAUGUAUAAAAUGAAAACAAAGAAAUUGUAUAUGACAAAUUCAGAACUCAAGAAAAGGGUUAAAUUCUGUA